Phanerochaete carnosa HHB-10118-sp is the source of this 627-nucleotide messenger RNA. RefSeq lists its product as uncharacterized. NCBI's taxonomy places the organism in Eukaryota, Fungi, Basidiomycota, Agaricomycetes, Polyporales, Phanerochaetaceae. The record is from RefSeq and is a predicted model, not a curated record. The coding region runs from base 18 to 260 and encodes 80 amino acids. The transcript is spliced from 4 exons.
GAGCUUGCGUCGUCAUCAUGUCUGAGAGCCACUGGCGCAUGCAGCUCAACAACUUCCUCCAGUCCAACGGAGGCACCAAGAUGCUCGCCUGGGAGGUCUACUCCGCCGGCCCCCCGCACGCCGUCGCCUGGACCGCGAUCACCUACAUCCACGGCGCCCAGUACGCCAAGUCCGUCAACCCGCGACAGAGCACCGCGAUGGAAGAGGCUGCCAAGAGCACCCUCGAGCAGCUGCAGGCCCAGCGCAGGCGCGGCUACUAGAGCUCGGGCUCCCGCGCACACGUAUGCUCCAGAGCGUCCACGCCCCGCUUGUCUACUUAUUCAUAUGUGUCCCCCGAGACAGCAACCCUCAGCCCUUGCCUAAUAUGUCGCACCCUUCUUUUCUCAGUCUGCCCACGCAGCCGGGGACUCUCCAUCACGCGGCCGCGGCGCCGCCCUAAUACGAACCCUUCCCCUCCGCUCUACUGUAUUCGUAGCUCCCUGUGCUCCCUGCUCCAAAGGAUGUCUCGCUAGGUUAUUUGUGCCUUUUUACUCAUGCUCUUUGUAGUCUUUGUAAUCCCCCGCUCUCAUAGUGUAGAAGUCAUGUCUCUCCCUCUCUGUAAUACGGACAGUCGGCAAUAGAGCCCUG